Drosophila sechellia is the source of this 5328-nucleotide messenger RNA. It is a transcript of the gene Zcchc7, whose product is annotated as Zinc finger CCHC-type containing 7. Gene Ontology annotation, cellular component: TRAMP complex. Gene Ontology annotation, biological process: nuclear mRNA surveillance of mRNA 3'-end processing; nuclear polyadenylation-dependent rRNA catabolic process; nuclear polyadenylation-dependent snRNA catabolic process. Gene Ontology annotation, molecular function: RNA binding; zinc ion binding. The coding region runs from base 1 to 5190 and encodes 1729 amino acids. The transcript has 6 exons. NCBI's taxonomy places the organism in Eukaryota, Metazoa, Arthropoda, Insecta, Diptera, Drosophilidae. The record is from RefSeq and is a predicted model, not a curated record.
AUGAGUGAUCUUGAGGAGAUGGACAGCGAACGGCUGAACGAGCUAGAAUCAAUUCUAUAUGCCGCGAUCCACUACAGCGAUGGAUUCGACGAGCACACUGCCAUGGAUCAGCCUGCGAAGGAAUCAACCAGCGACCAGGAUGCCAGGAGCAUGCCACCGCCUCCCCAGCAGAAGCAUCCCAUUCCCGGACAGCGUUUCGUCAGCGGAACGCGAGUGAUCAACAACAACAAGCAGAAACCACGCUACUGGACCGAUGGGUCGGCAGCUGUGGGGCAGGGGCAGGUGGUGCAGGCGGAGGAACAGCAGGCCACCACAAACAAAACAAUGCCAGCUGCUGAAGAAUGUUCCUCAUCACAACCGAUGGAUGACGAUUUGCCGAAAGACAAGAGUCUAUUGCUGUCGCCCAAGAAAGGAACGCAAAAUCAACCGAAAACAGCUAGCCAGCCACCGAAACAGCAGCAAAACCCACAGGCCAAACAACAGCAAAAUAUUCAUGGAAAACAACUGCAAAAUCAGCAGGCAAAGCCUCAGGAGCAAACAAAUUCACAACAGAAACAGCAGCAGAGUCAAAAGCCAAAGCAGCAACAAAAUCAGCAAAAGAAGUCGAUGCCAGUAGUACAAAAACCAAAACCGCAGCCAACCGCACCCACCAAAGUGAAUCACGAAGCCUACGAGGCGGAGCGUUUUGACCAGAGACUUCUAGUCGCCAUCCCACCGAACUGCCCGCCCAAGAAGCCGAAUAAGCCACAACAAAACAAGCAACAGCAGCAGCAAAACAAACAGCAGCAGAAAAAGCAACAGCAGUCGCUGCAACAUAACAAACAGCAGCAACCAGGUCCUGGACCGUUUGGCAAAGCCAACCGCAAGUUGGAGCAGAUUCAGCGUCUGGCAGAUAAGAAACAGAAAUCCAAGCAGGCUCGGUUAAAUAAAAAACAGCGAAAGCAGCAAUCUACGCCUGUGGAGUUUGUCAACCUGGCAGAAACCAGCGAAUCUUCCGAUGACGAUGAUGUGGUUCUUGUACCAAUUCCGCCAGCUCCUAUCAUCGACUUGGACACGAGCGACGGCGAGCAGACCUGCACUUCAUCUCAAUUUUUUCACGAAGAGAAUGCUAUGGACGCCACAGACGUGAAAAUGGGAUUGUCUUGUAUUGCUGAACCAGAGGGAACGAGUGUUGUUGCUAGCAGUACCACACCAUCCAUGCAUUCACCGAGCUGUUCCGUCAUCUCCAGUGAUGACUUCAUAGUUCAGAAGGAUACCACUCGCUUGUUGACAGAACGUGAGGACGCCAAUGAUGAAGAUCUGCUGGUGCUAACUGAGACGGCUAUAAGAGAAGCUAUUGGCGAAGAACCAAAAGAUAAGGAAGUUGUGGAUAAUGCAUCUGCGGAUCAAGAACACGAUCAUGCGGCUGAUACCUCGUCGGAAUAUGAAUUUGUUCCCCCUUCGCGACUGGAAGAAAUCAAGAAAAACUAUCGCGUCGACGAUCAGCAAUUCAGAGCUUUAGACGUCUACGAAAGUGAGUCCGACCUCACGGAAAGUGGCAUUUACUCAAAGGCCAAAAACAAGACCACGCCAACGAUCAUACGCAACGUAGACUCAUCAUCGAGCUCUUCCGUCGAGGAGGUAGUGGAGCCUAGUGUCCAAAAGACGAAGCGUCUGCGCAAACGAUCCUGUUCAACAAACAAUCACAGCCAAUCUGACCCAAACAACGAUGAUGGGUUGGAUGAUUCAGAUAGCGAUGAUGGCGUCCAUUCUACUGGAGUUCCUGGCAUAGCUCGUGGUAUGGCAGUGGAGCGUUGUAAGCGCAAGAUCCGUAGAAUCAGUACCAGACAUAACUCUGAUGACAAUUCGAAGAAGGCGGUUACACGUAUCCAUAAACCGAAAGUUUCUGCAGACCAGCAUGCUAGCUCAGAAUCUGAGUCUGAGUAUGAGUUGCCAAGUGCCAGAGAUAUAGCCGAGCGACUUCUUAAUCAACAGCAAGGACAAGGAAAGGAGCAUGUACAAAAAGACGGUGGCGAUGACGAUGCUAUGGAUACCAUUUCUAUCGGAUCCAAUGCAGAUUCCGAAGCAGAGGCAGAGUUUCGCGAUGCUAUGACUGAUCGAUUAGCUGCAGUUUUCGAGCGUCUUGAAGCCAAAGCCAAAAAAAGGGAGGAAGACGAGGAACAAGUGAAUGCGAGUGGAUAUAUAUCCGAUGAAGAAGACUCGCGAGACAAAGAUGUAGACACCACCGUCCGAUCCGACGAGGAUAUGGAUGCUUCCAACGAGAUUGAGGAGACGAAUCCAGAUAAGAACGAUAAAGACGUGGCAAACGAAGAGCAGCCCAUACAAGUGGAUAACAAUUUGCAAGAGCUAACAGAUGAAAGUCUGCCAAAAAGCGGAGACCUCAUUGGCUGGAACGAAGAAAUGCGCAGCUUCUACAAUGACAGUUGGAAUGGGGAAAACUUCUCUGUUCACAAGGUCCAAAGAAUGAUGUCAGGUAAUCGCCACGAGUGGAGGAUCAACACCGCGGAUAGAUAUCCGGUCGCACGACCCCGCUCCCAUGCCAAGUGCACCAACUGCUUUGAGAUGGGACACGUUCGAUCAAAGUGCCCGCGUCCCCGCAAGCCACUUCUUUGUUUCAUUUGCGGAACCGUGGGUCAUACCGAGCCCCGCUGUCCCAAUGCCAUUUGUUUUGGGUGCGGAUCAAAGCAGGAAAUUUACGUGCAGCAGUGCAACAAGUGCUCCUUUCACAGCCGCAUGGUCUGCCAGCUGUGCAAAAUGAGAGGACACGGCAUGGAUCACUGUCCGGAUAAGUGGCGUCGCUACCACUCUACGACUCGGCCAAACACUGAGCUGGAUAGCCGGGUACAGUAUAGGAACGUACAGUGCAGCUACUGCGCCGGUCGCCAUUCUUUCGAGAACUGCCGACAGCGGAUUGGUGACUUUCGUAACACGAACUAUACAAGCCAGAUUAUGUCACACCAAAAGAUCUACAAGAAUCGCGGUGGCCCGAUAGGUUUUCUUGGAGAUUCAAAAUCCUUUUUUGCGAUUGAAACUCCCUUCCACUUUAAGUGGAACAGUCCGAGUAUGCCGAAAAAUUGCUAUUAUUCGAGGUUCCUUGUCAAUGCAAAUUUGGCAAAAGUCCAGUCAGUGAAAAGAAAGUCAACUACUGCAUUAGCGGAGAUUCCAGUAAAGAUGUAUGCCCAUGAAUAUGAGCUCAAUGCUCAGGUGAAGGCAGCUCGAGGGGAGGUAUCCACUGGAACGGCUAAGAAACCGCUCACAAAACAAAAGCCAGUUGUCGAGACAAUCGCUGAGAACCGAACCGCGGAGAAGCCAAUUGGAAAGCUGAAUCGUGAAGAGGAAAAAUCUGAACAUGUGCAAGAUAUCGUACCGGAAGUGGAGCAAUCUCAAGACGAGCUGCUUGUGAAGGGACAACCUACUCAAAGCCAACCCGAUGAAGAGCUACCCAUGAAGGAUGCCGAUCAAGAAGCACCAUCGUCCUCUGUGCAGCGUGAAGAGAUUACCACCAAUUUUGACAAUCCACCAAAGGAACCUGGCCUAAGUAGAACACCAUUGGCGCCCCAUGAGUUAGACUCGGAUUCGAAUUACAGUUUCUCCGAGCACUUCGAACUGCCCAGCUCGACAACAACUGAUGGUCAACCCAACAGCCCACUUCCGCUCGUCCGUCCCAUGGGCUCUCUACCCGAUGUCAUUUCUCUAAGUAAUGACGAUUUUGAACUAUCCUCUAACGUCCAGGGAAUUUCCAUGUGUGUCAACUCCAGAAGCACUGACGAAACGCCCGAUCCGGACUCCAGUGAAGAGCUGCCAGAUGUUCCAAGCGAGGGCAAAAUCAUCAUGGCGCGCGAACAAUCCGAGUACCUGUUCAGUCACGAGGGCCGAACUUUUCUGGCGGAAACCGCCAAACAGUGUCAUGUUAGCGUACGCAUGGACUUUAAGGACUACGGUUAUGUCCUGGUGAUAUAUGGCCUUAAAAAGCACCAGGAAGAGUUUCAAGUGAAAUUGCUUCGACGCAGUCAGGAAGUCAAGCGCAAGAGCAUCGAGUUCCAAAGUCAGAAACCCCCCAAACGUAUUGAUGUGCUUAUCCGCUUUCUGCGGGAUGGAAUCAACAGUCUGAACACCAAUCUAGGAAACGCCAAGAGCCACUAUCUGCGCAUCAAGGAGCUAGAGGGGAUGAACACUAAAAACGGUUUUAAGAUGGCAGAAAAAAAGCGCCGCCAGCUUAACAUGAUCCUCGUAGGCCAGGCGGGACUCCUUAAUGGCAAAACACAUCUCGAUCAAUUGCUGGUCUUAUUGCGUCGCCUCAUCGAUGACUUCUCGCCGGAUGCGAACGCCACGACACAGUUGCGCAAUGAGAUCGAGGACCAUUGGCGAAUGAUCUUCACAUCAUAUCCGCACCCGAAUUACGACUCUCUGCUCAACAGCUAUGGACGUUUGGAUCAAAAGAAUCGCUUGCCCUCGUUGCACAUAGAUCCUGUGCUGCUGGGACUGCAACAAAAGAAACAGCAGAGUCAGACGCAAUCGCCUAGUAAGCGGCCACCAUCGCCAACACCUCUUCCACCAGUUUGGCAGGACAUGGCCCCACCACCACCUCCUAAAAUGUCAAAGAAGAAGCAACGUCAAGCCCUGGAGCAGCAACAGCAAACACAAAAUCAACAGCAGCAGCAAACACAAAAUCAACAACGGCAGCAGCAACAGCAACGUCUGCAGCAGCAACAUGAAAACCAGCAGCAACGCUUGCAGCAGCAGCAGAAGCACCAGCAGCAACGUCUACAACAGCAACACCAGCAGCAACGUGUGCAACAGCAACGUAUGCAACAACAGCAGCAGCAGCAAUACAACAACCAAUGUCAGCAGAAUCUACGACGUCCACAGAUCGACCAGAUGCCCUACAAUAAUCACCAGCAACGAUCGCGAUCCGAUCUUCAGCUGUGGCAGACUAUUAAUCCGGAGUGUGACCGUCUGUUGAAUGAAAUGGAUCACAAUCAACCUGGCAGCAUCAACAUGGACGCCAACAAACCGUCCAUGUUCUGGUCACGCGAAUCGAUAAAGUACCUCGAUGAUCUUUUCAGGAUGACCUCCAACACGGAGACCGUAGAGCGGCUGAAACGAGUGCUCCAGCGAUCGCAGCGUGGUCUGCUGUCGCACAACGAUUACCGUGCGGUCAUUCGACUGCAUUCACUAAUGUGCAACUGAGGAUUAGCGGGUCAUGGGACUUAUUUCCUCGUGGGUCACCUUCAUUUUGUUUAACAAAUGCCAACAGAUUUCACAAUGGGUAUCUGAAAGAUAUUACCCAAAAACCGAAUAAAUACAUAACUGACUAUUUUGAAAAAA